Messenger RNA from Orbicella faveolata, 3002 nucleotides. RefSeq lists its product as uncharacterized. The record is from RefSeq and is a predicted model, not a curated record. Lineage: Eukaryota; Metazoa; Cnidaria; Anthozoa; Scleractinia; Merulinidae. Gene Ontology annotation, molecular function: protein binding. Gene Ontology annotation, cellular component: plasma membrane. Gene Ontology annotation, biological process: T cell receptor signaling pathway; protein localization to plasma membrane; integrin-mediated signaling pathway.
UUUGUGGAACGUUUUGCGCGAAGGUUAGCAAAGGGUUAUGUAGUGGAAUUCUAGCUAAUUCUGAAGCAAAACGAGGUUUAAAAGAUCGAGAACUUAAGCUGACCACCCUUAUGUGAAAAAGAAAGAUACCUAUUUAACUAUUAUUCCGAUCACCACAACCCAGAAUGUCGAUAACACAGAAUGCAAUAUUGGAGAAGAAAAAUUCAUUGCACAGGACUCCACCACCAAAGGCCCCACAGGCUGUAAAAAAGGCAUCACCCCCAAGGAACAACAAGUUCCAAAAAAGGAGUGAUGAUCCAUCAGCUAUUGCCCAGUUAAUUCCUUCUAUAAAACUGAGGAAAACUGGCUUCCGUGACAGCUUGAUCGCAGAAGACAUUGAUAACAAAAACACUGCAAAUGCUGAUGAGCCGACAAAUGAACUUCAAAGUCUCAUGGCCCGAAGGAGAGCUAUGUUUGAGCACAAAGAAGAGGAGGAGAUGAAACCAAAACCAAAACCGAAGCCUAAACCACUUAAACCAGCCCCAGAAAAUAUCAAGCAGGAAGAGGACAAAGAAAAUGAGACUAAACUACGUUCAGAUUCUGGCAGAGGUGUUACUGACGAGAGCAAAGAUAUUUUAACUGAUUCAAAUAAGAAAAUUGUUUGCCAUGAUUCUAGGGGAGAGCCAAAGCUCUGUGUUUUGCCAACACUUGAAAGUCUUGGGAAACCGCCACCAAAGUGUCCUAAACCUGAAAAUUUAAUGAAGUUAUUGGAGAAUUAUGACAGCAAUAGAAUUGUGAUGUCACCACGACGAAACACGUUGAAUAGGCUGGAGAACAAUAGCAGCUUGGAUCAUAGUAUUGCAGAAGAGGAAGAUGAAGGAGAAGAGUAUGAUGAUGUAGAUGAUGAUCUUAAGGCUCAGAUUCUGGGCAGAAAUGAAGCUGAACAGGAAAAGGAGACUACAGCAGAGGAAGGAAUUAUGGAGGAAAACUAUGAUGAUGUUGAUGAGAUGAAAGCAAAAGUUGAGGAGAUAAAUAAUGCAGAAGCAAAAAAUACUGAACCUAUCUGUGACGAGAGCUACGAUGACUUAGACGCUGUGGCAGAGCAAGCUCGUGAACAUUUACAAAAUGAUUUUGCCGUUGAAGGGGAAAAAUUUGGAGAAGAAAUGUAUGAUGCAGUGGGGACUAGCCUUAAUGGACAGCCAGAGGUGAAAGAAGAAGAGGCUUGCGACUCUCCUAUUGAAAACAAAUAUUCACCUUCAGCAGUCCCCAGCAGUGCAAACAAAGAGAAAGGCAAGAAAGAUCUCAAGAAGGAAAUGGAAAACCAGAAAAAGAAAGAAAGGUUAAAAGCUGGAGCUGAAGGCAAUGGUGUUGGAGAAGCUAAGAGAAACUUUACUGGUGAUGGAAAGUUUGAACUGCCAGUGAAGGAAGGGGAGACACUGGUUAUUAUCAGUGAAAAAGGAUGUCCUCAAGGAAAAUGGCUUAUUAAGAACCCUGAAGGACACUUGGGUUACCUACCUACAGACCUCAUUCAACUCAAAGUUGACAGUGAAGGAAAUCGAAUAAGUGCAAUUAUAACAGAAGACUUCUAUGAAGAUGUUGACCAAUAUCAAAGUGCAACCAAAAUAGAAGAAGAAGAGGACGACCAAGAAGUUUAUGAUGACAUAGCGGCUGGGCAAGAACCCAUUGAUGAAGACUUGUACGAGGAACUUCCAGCUGAUCACAGUGCAAACAAAGAGAAAGGCAAGAAAGAUCUCAAGAAGGAAAUGGAAAACCAGAAAAAGAAAGAAAGGGAAGAACAGAAAAGGAGAAAGGAAGAAGAGAAAAGAAGAGAAAGAGAGGGAAAAGAAGAAAAAAGAAGGAAAGAAGAGGAGAAAAAGAGAAGGGAUCGGGAUGAUAAAGAGCUUCGAAAAAAACACAAGUUAAAAGCUGGAGCUGAAGGCAAUGGUGUUGGAGAAGCUAAGAGAAACUUUACUGGUGAUGGAAAGUUUGAACUGCCAGUGAAGGAAGGGGAGACACUGGUUAUUAUCAGUGAAAAAGGAUGUCCUCAAGGAAAAUGGCUUAUUAAGAACCCUGAAGGACACUUGGGUUACCUACCUACAGACCUCAUUCAACUCAAAGUUGACAGUGAAGGAAAUCGAAUAAGUGCAAUUAUAACAGAAGACUUCUAUGAAGAUGUUGACCAAUAUCAAAGUGCAACCAAAAUAGAAGAAGAAGAGGACGACCAAGAAGUUUAUGAUGACAUAGCGGCUGGGCAAGAACCCAUUGAUGAAGACUUGUACGAGGAACUUCCAGCUGAUCAGUAAUAUUAUUGCAUUGUGAAAACUCAUCCCUAGUCUCCUCCGCAGCCGUUAUUUGAAAUCGUCACGCAACGCUUCUCCGAUGCGUGAUGACCUAAAUAACGACUGCAAGAGACUAACUGAGGGGUUCCCAAGAUGAUCAGUGUGUGUCACUGGUCUUCAUCCUGCAGAUUUUAUCUACUAUUGUACAAUGUACAGAUGAAUAUUUUAGCCAUUUGAUAUUAAUAUUUUUCUUAAUAUUUUUCUUAUAAGAAUUGAAACUCAAAUUUGUUGACACGUACCUCCCGGGGUGGGUCAGAAAAGUGCACACGGGCUAUAAGCUUGUCAGCUGUUUAUGGUGAUCUCACGCAAUUCUAAAAGAGAGGUGACAUCACGCAAUAUCGAUGAAUGUCUCGUGACAACCCAAGUAACGGACAGCCAGAACGAGGGAAUAAACGUUCUUAUAUCCAAAAUUUUGUCAUUGAAUGUGGUAAGGAAAAAAAGAAAUAGAAUUUAACGCUUUUAAGUUACUUUAGGAAAUAGUGUAUUUUUCUAAAUACACAUUCGAAGAGCAAGUGUAUUUUUUUUACAAAAAUAUGUUACAAAUGAGCUGAGGGGCGAACCAAUUUGUAUACUGCGAGUAAUUUACUAAAUAAAGGAAGGGAUCUUAAUGGAUUUGGAGAUUAUAAAUUGAAAUAUAUUGUACUUUUGCAGUUACAUGUAAGACAGCAAGGGAAAAUCAGUUAU